AGUACCGCCGCAGCAACGCGUCUGUCAGUCUGUGAUCUCCCGCCGUCUGCCCAUCUUUCCUUCCACCACCUGGCAUCUGCUGCAAGUCAAAGUCACCAGCAGGCGGUGCUCAGCGGCCAGCUCAUAUCCUUUCGUUCCCCGAGGGCUUGGAUCAGUACCUCUUUCUCCUCCCUCUCUCGGUACAGGUUGAGCCUGUAUUCUUCACUCGUUCCACAUACCCCCUGUUACUCGGCCCUUUGAACUCACUCACAGACACUGAAGCACGAUGGAGGUCGAGAUGCAGCCCCAAGAGCAGCCGUUCGACGUGUCGCUCAUGUUCGACAACUUCGACGUCGACAUCCUCGUCAAGGUGCUCGCGCACACCAUGCUCAGCCCGUUCUUCAUGUUUUGGCUGCCCGUGUUCUUCUGGUUCCAAGGCGUGCCGUACACCGACCCUGUCUUCUUCGGCACGAGCGCGUAUGUCGUCGGGGUAGCCACCUUCUGGGCCUUGAAGUGGUACUCCCGCCUUUACCGUAACCAGGGCAGUCUCAUCUAUGGGCCCGGCCCGUUCGACUGGGGCGAGCAGAUUGUCGUCAUCACUGGUGGCUCCUCUGGCAUUGGUGAGCUGAUCGCGAACACCUGUGCCGUGCGCAACGUCACAGUUAUCGUACUGGAUGUGAACCCCAUCGUCACCGAAAACUACAACAUCAACUACUACAAGUGCGAUGUUUCCAAGUGGGAGGAGGUCGAAGCCGUGUCGAAGAAGAUCAUCGAAGAGAUUGGCCACCCGACUGUCCUCAUCAACAACGCCGGUGUCGUACAAGGCAAGCUCCUCGUCGACCUGACGCCUGAGGAUGUACAACAGACCUUCUCUGUAAACACGAUGGCUCACUUCUGGACGCUGAAGGCGUUCCUGCCUGGGAUGAUCGAGCAGAAGAAGGGACAUAUUAUUACCAUGUCCUCUGUCGCAGGGAUGGUGGGGAUGGCUCGUAUGGCCGACUACAACGCUUCCAAGGCGGCACUCAUCUCGCUGCACGAGUCCCUCCGCUACGAGCUCGACCACAAGUACAAUACGCCCGCGAUCCGGACGACGCUCGUGCUCCCAGGGCACGUCCAGACGCCGAUGUUCUCGCGCGUGCGCCUGCCCCAGGCGCCGUGGUACAAGUUCUUCGUGCCGAGCCUCCCGCCGGUCACGAUCGCGAAGGCCGUGAUCGCCGCGCUCGACGAGCAGCAUUCGCAGACGCUCUACAUGCCGUUCUACGCGAACUUCGUGCCGUUCUUGCCGCUGUGCCCGAGCUAUGUGCGGGACUUUGGGCAAUGGGUCAGUGCCGUUUAUGUUCGUCCUGAAUGUGCGUGGAACUGAGUUGGGCGUCGUUGCAGCUCUCUGGGUGUGACUACGCCAUGGACGACUUUGUCAAAGUGUCUGGCCGCCGUCCUGAAGAGGGCCCGGUCCCAGG
This is a messenger RNA of Fomitopsis serialis, 1436 nucleotides long. RefSeq names its product retinal short-chain dehydrogenase reductase. The transcript is spliced from 9 exons. The coding region runs from base 266 to 1342 and encodes 358 amino acids. Gene Ontology annotation, molecular function: oxidoreductase activity, acting on the CH-OH group of donors, NAD or NADP as acceptor. Lineage: Eukaryota; Fungi; Basidiomycota; Agaricomycetes; Polyporales; Fomitopsidaceae. The record is from RefSeq and is a predicted model, not a curated record.